Messenger RNA from Cynara cardunculus var. scolymus (artichoke), 1288 nucleotides. RefSeq lists its product as uncharacterized. Gene Ontology annotation, molecular function: protein-disulfide reductase activity. Lineage: Eukaryota; Viridiplantae; Streptophyta; Magnoliopsida; Asterales; Asteraceae. The record is from RefSeq and is a predicted model, not a curated record. The transcript has 3 exons. Bases 135 to 776 code for a protein of 213 amino acids.
AACACUUGAUAAUUUCUCGUGCUUGGAGUUCAAGGAACGAAAAAAGGAACUAAUUCCAAGUUUCAAACCUGUGGAAAGUUUCUGUUCACGAAUUCGAAGAAUUUUCCUGUAAUAUGCUCGAUUGAUAUGAGAAAAUGACGAUGAUGAUGUUAAGGAGCGGUUUACCGGCGGCGAGAAGAUUGAUUUUUCUACGUUUCUUCUCAUCAUCGUCGGCCAAAAUUGAUGCGAUGCGUUCUGGUGGUGUUGCCAGUGGUUUAGCGGCAGAGGAUCUGCUGUUGGACGAAGAAUCUGCUCCGACCACCGCUGUAAAGUCUAAUAUAAUACCUACGCUUCUACAGCCGCGCGUUGUGGUCUAUGAUGGAGUCUGUCAUCUCUGUCACCGAGGGGUGAAAGUUGUUAUUAAAGCAGACAAAGAUAGGAGAAUCAAGUUCUGUUGCCUACAAUCUAAGGCGGCUGAACCAUACAUGAGAAUUUGUGGUGCCGAUCGUGAGGAUGUUCUUCGUCGUUUCUUGUUCAUCGAAGGACCAGAGGCAUACCACCAAGGGUCGACUGCUGCACUGAAGGUGCUUUCUUACUUACCAUUACCGUACUCGGCAUUAAGCACUCUCAUGAUCGUGCCAACUCCCAUAAGAGAUGCUGCAUAUGACUACAUUGCCAAGCGCCGAUACGAGUGGUUUGGCAAGGAUACAAAUUGCUUGGUGUUGAAAGAGAAGGAAUUGCUUGAACGGUUCAUCGAUAGAGACGAAAUGGUUAAGAAGAAAUGGUCAGAUGACUAAUUCUGCAUCUUUAAGGUUAUAUACCUAAAGAGUAAGAUUCAGGGAAACACCCAAAAAAAAUGAAAAAUUGAAAAACACUCUAAUAACCGUUCAUCUGUAAUACAGAUAUGCACAUGUUCAUACAAGUAAUUGAAGAUGUUUCUUGGAUUCUAUGCGUGUAUAUACUGUUCAGAUGAACGGUUAUUAGAGUGUUCCUCGGUUUUUUAUUUUCUUACGGCUUUCCUCUGAACCUUACCCUAUACAUAAAUAUCUCUUUUUUCCAUAUCUCAGCAAGAAGCUUAGUUUUAGGUUGUAAAUAAGUAGCAAGGUUACAAAGUGAGUUGGGGGGGGUUAGUCUGUUGAUGAAGGGAAAGAAUAGAAAUCCAAAUCGUUCUUCUAUUUUCCGAAAUGUUCAUCUGAGUCCUCGUAACUCGGAAUCCGAAGGAAUUGUUUGGUAACAUGAACGGGGAAAGUUCGAAACUGAACGGUUACGGAUUGUGGUACCUGUUGGCUAAAUUUACACUUAUUACUUG